AUGUAUUUUUCGGAGAAAUCAUUUCUUUUGGUAUUGACAAGCCUAUGCAGCUCUCUCCGUGUUUUCAAACAGAUACAGACCCAAUUGAUCACUCGUGACCUUCUUCGCAAUGACUUAGUCCUCCACAAAGUCGUGACAUUUCUUGGUAAAUCCGCCGACUUUGCAUCUUACGGUUGCGUGUUUCUCCACAGCAUCCGUCGUGCGUUGAGCUCUUUUCCGUACAACACGCUUCUAUCAAGCUACGCGGUCUGCGAUAAACCGAGAGUGGCGAUUCUUGUAUACCGAACAUUCGUGAGUAAUGGCUUUUCGCCGGACAUGUAUACGUUUCCUCCAGUUUUCAAGGCCUGUGGGAAGUUUUCAGGGGUCGGAGAAGGGAAACAGUAUCAUGGAACCGUCACCAGGAUGGGUUUCUCCGAUGAUAUCUAUGUGCAAAACUCGCUUGUUCAUCUGUACGGUGUGUGCGGAGAUUCAGGGAGUGCAUGUAAAGUGUUCGAUCAAAUGCCUGUUAGAGAUGUAAUCUCUUGGACUGGCAUUAUAUCUGGUUUCUCGAGGGUUGGGUUGUAUAAAGAGGCUUUGGAUGUGUUUUCAAAGAUGGAUGUUGAGCCUAAUUUGGCUACGUUUGUUUGUGCGUUGGUCGCUAGUGGGCGUGUAGGGUGUUUAGCUUUAGGGCGGGGAAUCCAUGGAUUGAUCUUGAAGAAGGCAUAUUUGAUCAGCUUGGAGACUGGAAAUGCUCUCGUAGAUAUGUAUGUGAAAUUGUAA
Molecule: messenger RNA, 759 nt
Organism: Thlaspi arvense
Lineage: Eukaryota; Viridiplantae; Streptophyta; Magnoliopsida; Brassicales; Brassicaceae
Source: the annotation of a GenBank genome assembly